Molecule: messenger RNA, 777 nt
Organism: Electrophorus electricus (electric eel)
Lineage: Eukaryota; Metazoa; Chordata; Actinopteri; Gymnotiformes; Gymnotidae
Source: RefSeq, a predicted model, not a curated record
ACACAUUGCUCUACUCUGCAGGCAGUCCGUUCUCUACACAGUUAAGACAAAUGAAGCGCUCCUGUGGACCAGCCAUGCCAUGCCUUGCUACUCUGAGUCUGUUUGCCUCUCUGUUACUGCUCACAGAGUGCUCCUGGGGCACCGGGUCAGGAAACUCCUAUAGUUAUGACCUUUCAAAAAUGUCAGACCUGAGAAAACUGUACAACUCCAAAGUGUAUGAAGCUGACCGAAUGACCAGACCAUUAGAAGGGCUAUCUUUUCAAGCAGGCAAACUCAGUCACUCUGGAGUGAGAGUGUCCCUCGCGGACAAGACCAAGUGGCUGGUGCAUAAAGGAGAUGGUUAUGGAAUCUCAUCUCAGACAGUAGUAGUGGCUGCCAGACACAUGGGCUCUACCUGGAAGAUCAUUGAGACCAAAAACUUUGGCGGGAGUAAGACGGUGGCUGACUUUGUGAGGGCAGGAGGGACAGAUUACAGCCUCAUGUUUGAUAAUUGUCAUGAUGCGUCUGAGAGGAUGAUGAAGAAUUAAAGCUUCAGUGUAGCCUGCAGCUCCUGAUUUUCUGCUGUGUACUUUUGUUGAUACUGUAUGUCGGACAUCAUUUAUGCUAUAACCUUUACUCUAGUUUAUUAUUUGCAAUAUACUGCUUACCUGCAUCAUGAGAGCAUCAUCCCCAAACAAUGAAACCCCUUCAGUCUGAAAUGGUGAUAUUUUGCUUCUGUUUUGUUUUCUUUAAUCAAACCUGCCUGACAUAAAGUAAAAGGAACAGUUUUAAAUUCAA